Messenger RNA from Clarias gariepinus (North African catfish), 1951 nucleotides. It is a transcript of the gene acot7, whose product is annotated as acyl-CoA thioesterase 7. Gene Ontology annotation, molecular function: long-chain fatty acyl-CoA binding. The coding region runs from base 131 to 1171 and encodes 346 amino acids. NCBI's taxonomy places the organism in Eukaryota, Metazoa, Chordata, Actinopteri, Siluriformes, Clariidae. The transcript has 10 exons. Gene Ontology annotation, biological process: acyl-CoA metabolic process; palmitic acid biosynthetic process. Gene Ontology annotation, cellular component: nucleoplasm; extracellular exosome; cytosol. The record is from RefSeq and is a predicted model, not a curated record.
CAGCAUCGGAAUCCCUAUAGAUAUGCCCUACAUCCGGUUUACAAUUAGGCGUUUUACAGUCCACGUAGUGCGCCUACAUAGGAAAUAUAGUGUCGCUUGGGAUUGAGCCCAUUUAUCAGCGGUAAAGAAAAUGCUUCGUGCCCCUUUAGGUGUCAUGGCGGGUCGUCUGGCGCUUAUCACCUCUAGGAUUAUGCGCCCAGAUGACGCCAACAUCGUGGGUAACGUCCAUGGUGGGACAAUCCUGAAAAUGAUUGAAGAAGCUGGGUGCAUUAUAGGAACUCGCCACUGUAACACUCAAACUGGGGACCGCUGCGCCGCCGCCCUGGCUCGAGUGGAGCGCACCGAUUUCCUUUACCCCAUGUUCAUCGGCGAGGUGGCUCACGUGAGCGCGGAGAUCACCUACACCUCCAAACACUCUGUGGAGGUGCAGGUCAACGUGGUGUCUGAAAACAUACUAACAGGUGCCAAGAAGCUAACCAACAAGGCAACACUGUGGUAUGUCCCCUUAUCACUUCAAAACGUGGACAAAAUCAUUGAAGUGCCCCCUAUUGAGUACUCCAGUUCUGACCAGGAAGAGCUGGGUAAGAAGAGGUAUGAAGCUCAGAAGCUUGAACGGAUUGAAACAAAAGAAAGGAAUGGCGAGAUCAUUACAACAGUUUCACUUCCUGAAAGACAGACAAAAGAACCUUAUACUGUCGGAUUCAGCCAGUCGAGCCUCAUCCACCUGAUUGGUCCUUCAGAUUGCACUCUGCACGGCUUUGUACACGGCGGCGUGACCAUGAAGCUGAUGGACGAGGUGGCGGGAAUCGUGGCGGCUCGUCACUGCAAGACCAACAUCGUGACUGCAUCUGUGGAUGCCAUUAAUUUUCACCGCAAGAUCAAGAAAGGUUGCGUGAUCACAGUAUCCGGGAGGAUGACUUUUACCAGUAACAAGUCAAUGGAGAUAGAAGUGUUCGUGGACGCCGAUCAGUUGGCGGACACGGAGGAGGGGAAAUAUCGAGCCGUCACUGCAUUCUUCACCUUCAUUUCUCUGGACAGACAAAACAAGCCGGUGACCGUGCCUCCUCUGAAGCUGGAAACUGAAGAGGAACAGAAGCGUUUUGAGGAAGGAAAACUGCGAUAUCUUCAAAACAAGGCAAAGAGAGUGGCGGAGAAGGAGCAGAAGCAAUAAUGGCCCUAAUGUACAAGCGUAAUCUGGUCCUGUAGCGCAAUAUUUCCGUAGAACAUUGUUCAAGGUUUUAGUUGUAAACAACGCUUACACUAAUUGUAGCAGAGAUCAUAAAAAAGGGAAGAAAAUGUAACAUGAAUCCUGUGUUUCAUGUUUGUUGUUUCACUGCUGCAUACCAAAGUACCCUGUGUAUGUAGAUAUUCAAGUAUUAUAUCAUGUAAAUCAUAUUUUAUGUCUGGAGAGAUCUAUUUAUGAAAUGCUUCGAUCAUUCUGUGCGAGAAUAAACGUGAUGCACUAAUAAAAAAACGUGUGUGAGUCUGUCCGUAAUACAAUUUGUAACAAGGGAAAUGGCAAUCCGACUGAUGAAUAAGAAAUAAAAUGGAACAGUAUGUGCUGUUGUACGACAAUAAUCGACGAAGGUGGUGUGAUGUGGCAUGAGUGUACUGUUUGUUUCAAACAGAAUUAUGUUUUCUAUUUAUUGAGGAAAUUAUAUUACAGGUUUAUCUUGUGUAAUGCUGUGAUAAAGGUUUACCUGCCAAGUCGAUGUUAGGCGGCUAGCUACAGUACAUUAUGGCUCACCUAUAAUAUGCAAUCCCUAACCAAAAAAGUGCUUUUAACUAACUCCUAGAAUACAAUAUAUAUCUGUGCCAUUAGAAAAGAGAAACUUCAUACAUUUGAUAAAGGUCAUUUAGUACAUUCAGGCCAUCAGCUGACUUCAUUAUAUUGCCACAUAACGUUGCUGAGCCUAGACCUGAUUGACUGAAGCAACCGCAGAUCAUAUCA